Molecule: messenger RNA, 2310 nt
Organism: Sebastes umbrosus (honeycomb rockfish)
Lineage: Eukaryota; Metazoa; Chordata; Actinopteri; Perciformes; Sebastidae
Gene: slc2a11a
Product: solute carrier family 2 member 11a
Exons: 13
Coding region: 135-1646 (503 amino acids)
Biological process (GO): monosaccharide transmembrane transport
Cellular component (GO): membrane
Molecular function (GO): hexose transmembrane transporter activity
Source: RefSeq, a predicted model, not a curated record
AGCGCGUGCUCGAGCUGGUGUUUUAUUGGGAUCUUUAUUUAGGAGGUGGGCUAAGGGAGCUGUGUGCUUUGUUACUCCAUCAAGUCAUCUUUUUUGUUUAUUUUUUACCUUUUUACUACCUCUUUCAAUUAACUAUGUCGCCUGCUGGUGCUCAGAAGAGCAGUUCUCUGACGUUGGUGCUAAUGGUUGCGUCUGCAGCCUUUGGAGGAACUCUUCAAUAUGGCUACAACCUCGCCAUCAUGAAUGCUCCCACAACUUUUAUUCAAACCUUUAUCAAUGAGACGUUCUUGGAGCGCUGGGACGUCCAGCUGGAGGACUACCAGGUGACUCUGCUCUGGACAAUUAUUGUCUCCAUCUUCUGUUUGGGGGGCUUUGCGGGGGCUCUUAUCGCAGGACCUAUGACCAUACGCUUCGGCAGGAAGAAAUGCCUGUUGUUGAACAACAUUUUCCUCCUGACUGGAGCGCUCCUAGCUCUUACAAGCAGAGCUGCCAAGUCUUUUGAGAUGAUCAUUAUCUCACGUGUCCUGGUUGGAAUAAAUUCGGGGAUCAGCAUGAAUGUGCAACCCAUGUAUUUUGGAGAAAGUGCACCAAAGCACCUAAGAGGGGCCGUCUCCUUGUCGUCAGCUGUUUUCACAGCGUUUGGUGUUGUGUUAGGACAGGUGGUCGGACUCAGAGAGAUCCUGGGCAGUGAGCCGUAUUGGCAGUAUCUUCUUGCCAGUAAUGCCAUUCCUGGCUUCGUCCAGCUCCUCACGCUGCCGUGGUUCCCUGAGAGCCCCAGAUACCUGCUCAUCGACCGGGGGGACAAGGAGGCUUGUAUCGACGCUUUGAGACGGCUGCGAGGCUGCGAGGUCCAGAGCAGCGAGCUCGAUGAGAUCCUGCAGGAACAGGCUGAAACCAAAGGCAUGAGGCCCCGCCGACCCUGGGAGCUUUUUACUGAUCGCUCAGUGCGCUGGCAGCUCAUCUCUGUCAUGAUCAUCAGCAGCGCCAUGCAGCUCUGUGGAAACGACUCGAUUUACUUCUAUGCAUCAUAUGUGUUCAAAGAGGCUGGAAUAUCUGAUGAUAAAAUCCAAUAUAUCACAAUUGGCACGGGUACAUGUGAAUUCACAGCCUGUAUAAUGUCUAACUUGCUGAUAGACCGGAAAGGUCGGAGGUUCCUGCUGAUGGGAGGGUACAUCCUCAUGACCGUCUGGGCUGUUGUCUUCACUAUUGCUCUGUCGUUUGAGCACCUCAUAUCCUGGAUGCCAUACCUGAGCAUGGGCUGCAUCUUUACCUACAUCCUCAGCUUUGGCAUGGGACCAGCUGGAGUGACGGGCAUUCUGCCGACAGAGAUCUUCAAUCAGACGGCUCGGCCGGCAGCCUACAUGAUCGCUGGCUCCAUGAUGUGGCUCAACCUUUUCGUCACCGGGAUGCUCUUUCCAUUUCUAGUGAGCGAGUUGAGUCAGUACUGCUUCGUGCCUUUCGCAGCGGUCUGCCUGCUGUCAGCGCUGUUCGUCGGCCUGUUUCUGCCUGAGACCAACGGGAAGUCUCUGUCCGCCAUCACAAGUGAAUUCAACAAGCUCAACUACAAAGGCCAAGAGGACAAGUGUCCGUCGCAGACUAAAGCUCAGUAUCAGCUGGGUGAAGUGUGUCUGUCCACGGCCUUGUAGACAGACCUUUUCCUCCUAAAACACACACACUGUCACAUCCACUGUUUUAUGCCUCACUGAUCUGCUCGAGCUGGAAGACGUCAUGAACGGGAGAAUGGAUCUAUUAUCACUCCUUCAUCUUGAGUGUGUUUUCUGUUGAGAGAAUUUAAAGGACUUAUCUUUGUCAUCUUCACAUGCUGCACUUGUGUUUUGCUACUUUGUGUCACUGAUUGACACGAGACUAAAGUAAUUAAAAUGACUGUAUAUUGGCAGAAGACAAUGUACAGUUUUUUGUUUUUGUUUAAUGGGACAAAGAAUAAAGUUGUCGUCCGUGCUACCAGUCAAGCUAUUAAUGACUAUGGCAAACUUUGUCCUUGCUUUAUCCGCUCAUUUGGGAGGUCAAAGCUCAACAUCAGCGACCUACAGAGUACUGAAGUCGUUGCUGUGUGGCAGGUGAUGGACCAAAUACCAGAGAAUGUAUUUAGAAACAAAGAGUUAAUUUGCACCUUAUUAAUUAUAAACUACAUCCAUCAGUGUGUACACCUCAUUCAUAAAAAGAGGUAUCAUGAUGUUGAGCAUUGAUGUGUUCAGUAAUGACAUGAGUGGAAUAUGUGCAAUUGUUUAUGUUGACGUUUUUGUUUUAAUGAUAAAACACGGAGCCAAUAAAAGUAUCUUAUAUUAACAA